This is a messenger RNA of Dicrocoelium dendriticum, 373 nucleotides long. NCBI's taxonomy places the organism in Eukaryota, Metazoa, Platyhelminthes, Trematoda, Plagiorchiida, Dicrocoeliidae. The record is from the annotation of a GenBank genome assembly.
GUAAGCUAACGCGUCGCAAGCGAAAACAUAUAUAUGGACACAGGUUUCAACAUAAAUUAUUCUUUGAAACAUUGCAAGGUGCAUUGCGCAAUCAAUAAUGAGCUGCAGUAUCUUCAUACUGGCGAUACUUCUGGUUGCCGCGGGAACAAUUCAAGCGAUCCGUCGAGAUUAUCCACAUUGUGACGACGAAUGCAAGGAGUACAAGGACAGUACAGAUGCUAAUUGCGGGAAAGAGUCCGGCACACUUCAUUGCAUUGGAUUGUCAAAUGCUUAUUAUGAUUGUUACUACGGAUGUGUGAACAAAGCGUUGGAGAGUAAAAGAGAGGAGUUACAGAAGGCACAACAAAGGAAGAAUGCGACUAACCACGUGUGA